Messenger RNA from Gadus chalcogrammus (walleye pollock), 2315 nucleotides. Its product is annotated as alanine--glyoxylate aminotransferase 2, mitochondrial-like. The record is from RefSeq and is a predicted model, not a curated record. Gene Ontology annotation, biological process: glyoxylate catabolic process. The transcript has 14 exons. The coding region runs from base 55 to 1602 and encodes 515 amino acids. Gene Ontology annotation, molecular function: L-alanine:glyoxylate transaminase activity; pyridoxal phosphate binding. Lineage: Eukaryota; Metazoa; Chordata; Actinopteri; Gadiformes; Gadidae. Gene Ontology annotation, cellular component: mitochondrion.
UGUUGAGGACGAACCUGCAGUGUCUGGAUAGAAGCAGAAGAACCUACCGCCAGCAUGCUGAAGGCUGUCCCUCGCUUGACAAGGGUACCACAUGUUGGUAGCAGAAUGUCUAAAACUUGUAAUUUGGCCGCUUUGGCCAAAUUCCACCGUGCCAGUGGGGCAGCCUGUCAAAAAGCAGCACACAAGUCACAUGACCUUCCUCCAAUGCCUCCAUGUGACUUCAAACCUCUGAAACAUCAAGGCAUGUCCAAGCAGCGCAUGAUUGAGAUCCGCAAGCUCAACUGCCACCCCAUGACCAUGAAGGUGACCUCCUACAAGAGCCCGGUGUUCAUCCACCAGGGCCACAUGCAGUGGCUGUGGGACACGGACGGCAAGCGCUACCUGGACUUCUUUGCGGGAGUGGCCACCGUCAGCGUAGGACACUGCCAUCCGAAGGUGACGGCUGUCGCGGUGGCCCAGAUGAAGAGGUUAUGGCACACGACCUGCAUCUACGUCACCCCCCCUCUGCAGGAGUACUGUGAGAAACUGGCCUCUCUCCUCCCAGACCCCCUCAAGGUGGUCUACCUGACCAACAGUGGCUCCGAGGCUAACGACCUAGCUAUGCUAAUGGCCAGACUUCACACAGGCAACCAUGACAUCAUCACCCUCAGAGGGUCGUACCACGGUGGUAGCCCCCAAACCAUGGCGCUGACCUCCAACUCGGCAUACAAGUACCCCGUCGCCAACGGAGGCUGCACCACAACCAUGUGUCCUGAUGUGUUCAGAGGGCCCUGGGGAGGGAGUCACUGCCGGGACUCCCCGGUACAGACCAUCCGGACCUGCGAUUGCCCUCAAGGUCAAUGCAUGGCCAACGAUAAGUAUAUCGGGCAACUUGACGAGACGUUUGCCACCAGCCUUCCUUCUCGUGUGGCUGCGUUCUUUGCAGAGCCUAUUCAGGGCGUAGGGGGAGCGGUGCAAUACCCCAAAGACUACCUGAAGCAGGCCUACCAAAGGGUGCGGGAGAGAGGAGGCGUCUGCAUCGCUGAUGAGGUCCAGACUGGAUUUGGACGAACCGGGAGCCACUUCUGGGGUUUCCAAGGCCACGAGGUGAUGCCUGAUAUAGUGACCAUGGCAAAGGGCAUCGCUGGUGGCUUCCCUAUGGGGGCGCUUGUAACGACACCGGAAAUCGCUGCUGCCUUCAGCAAGGGAGCUCAUUUCAACACAUACGGAGGAAACCCCAUGGCCUGCUCCAUCGCCUCAUCAGUCUUGGACGUUAUGAAAGAGGACGGCACGCAGCAGAACAGCCUCGUCGUGGGCACCUAUCUCCUGACGGAGCUAGCCAAGCUCCGCGACAAGCACGAGAUCAUCGGCGACGUCCGCGGCAAGGGCCUGCAGAUCGGGGUGGAGAUGGUGGAGGACAAGGUGAGCAGAACCCCUCUGUCUCCCGCGGCCAUGAACGACAUCUUUGAGGAGACCAAGGACAUGGGGGUGCUCAUAGGGAAGGGAGGCGUGUACGGACAGAACUUCAGGGUCCAGCCUCCGAUGUGCGUCACUAAGGACGACGCGGAUUACUUCCUGGCGGUCUUCGACAGAUCCAUCCAGAACUACAUGGACAGACGAUAGCGACACCCACCUGUGGCCCGCAGUCUCCAAACAUACGCCUGCAAGAAUGAACCCCAACUCAACACCGACCAAUCGGCUCAUUUAGCCCACACUGUUGGCGGUCAAAGGUCAAAUACAUGUUUACAGGGUCUUUAUUUUUUAGUCCAGCCUGUCAUGGCUGCUUGGAUGAAGGCUGUUGUCAACCUGCCACCUGGGUGAUUGACUACUUUAACACCAGAGAGCAGCCACCUGUCAAUCACCCUAGCACCUACUACUACAGACACAAUUUAUGAUUGACAAAUUAUACUUCUUUACUUUCAUUGUACAACUUUGGAUUUUAAUAUAGGUGUCUGGCACGUAUAUGUUUUGAUUUGAUAUAACAAAUUAUUCUAUGGACUGACCACCCAUUUUUAAUCAUGUACAGCCCAGAUUGUAUUAGAAUUAGGUUUAAUUUGGGCAAAUUUCAGUCCAAUAUGUAUAUGGCAUUUCACAUGCUGUGAAUGAUGAAAAAUAAAUAAGCCUGCUAUUAUCGACCGGAAAAGGAAAAUAUGAAGCGGAAUCUAUUGGAACGAAUUGUUUUUCUCUUCCAAUUUCUGAAUACCACCAGUAUCAACGCAAUACUUAUUCUUACUAAUUCUUACUUUCCGACGUGAUGACGUAGGAUGAAAUGCAUUAUUUCUAAUAAAGGACAUGUCGAUGUACAGAAAAACCAAUCUCUUAAAUAUACAAUGCAC